Messenger RNA from Camelina sativa (false flax), 1113 nucleotides. The record is from RefSeq and is a predicted model, not a curated record. Lineage: Eukaryota; Viridiplantae; Streptophyta; Magnoliopsida; Brassicales; Brassicaceae.
AUGGGGUUUCUCAAAAUCUCCGAGGAAGACUACUCAAUGGUCUAUACCGCCAAUAGAACUUCAGCUUUCAGACUCGUCGCCGAGUCUUACCCGUUUAACUCAAAACGAAAGCUUUUGACGGUUUACGACUACGAGAGCGAGGCAGUGAAUGAAAUAAACAGAGUCUCUGAGAAACGUGGAGCCAAAGUAGCUGUAGCUGAGUUCUCAUGGCCAAGACUCAAGAUCUGUUCAUCCAAGCUAAGGAAGAUGGUUACUGCUGGAAAAAACGGAAGCAAAAAGAAGAAGAAAGGUAUUUUCGUCUUUCCGCUUCAUUCUAGGGUUACAGGAUCUAGGUAUCCGUACCUAUGGAUGAGUGUGGCGCAAGAAAACGGGUGGCAUGUAAUGAUCGAUGCUUGCGGUUUAGGACCUAAGGAUAUGGAUAGCUUCGGUCUUUCGAUAUAUAACCCCGAUUUCAUGAAAUCCACCAUUCCGAUUCUUGAAUCUUCCACUAGCUCAGGUAUGGUUAACCUCGUACCUACCGACAAUCCUAUCUCACUACACGCAUUGGAAAUCAACCGGACAGAAACAGAAUCUGAAGAAGCAUAUAGCUUUAGUUCUAGUGUUGAAUACAAAGGCUUAGAUCAUGUGGACUCACUAGGGUUAGUAGCAACAGGGAACAGAUCAAGAUGCUUGAUCAACUGGUUGGUAAGUGCUCUCUACAAACUCAAACAUUCGACAACUAGUCGUCUCGUUAAAAUUUACGGUCCAAAAGUUAAUUUCAAUCGAGGACCAGCGGUAGCGUUCAAUCUAUUCAACCAAAAGGGAGAAAAAAUAGAACCGUUCAUCGUGCAGAAGCUAGCCGAUUGCAGCAAUAUCUCACUCGGAAAAGGUUUCUUGAAGAACAUCAUGUUCGAAGAAGACUACGAAGGAGUGAAAGAGAAGAGAAGAAACAGAGACGCUGACGAACAGGGGAUCUCUGUUCUCACUGCCGCGUUAGGGUUUCUUGCGAAUUUCGAAGAUGUUUAUAAGCUUUGGAUAUUUGUUGCUCGGUUUUUGGAUUCAGAGUUUGUAGAUAAAGAGAGUGUGAGAUGUGGUGUUCAUGUUUAUGAACACAAGAACCGUGAAAUUGUCUAG